Prosopis cineraria is the source of this 1470-nucleotide messenger RNA. RefSeq names its product probable 2-carboxy-D-arabinitol-1-phosphatase. The record is from RefSeq and is a predicted model, not a curated record. NCBI's taxonomy places the organism in Eukaryota, Viridiplantae, Streptophyta, Magnoliopsida, Fabales, Fabaceae. Bases 154 to 1035 code for a protein of 293 amino acids. The transcript is spliced from 7 exons. Gene Ontology annotation, molecular function: phosphatase activity.
UCAAAUUAACAACAUUUCCUCGUCUUGCUUAGCGUCAUCCUCAUGUUUUCCUUCCCUUGCGCUUUUGCUCUUGCUGCUAUCUGUAGCAUGAAUUUCAUCUGAUAGUCAAAUCGGAACGACGAGCCUCUGACUCUGAGUCGCUAAAGAGAGAAAAUGACCUGUGCAGGCGUUGCCUUCACCACUCAUUUGUGUUCGGCUUUAAUUCCCAAUUCUUAUUCUAGGCGACGACCUACCCUUCAGCUUUCGACUCGUUCAUCUGCAGGUUUACUCAUUCGUUGCUCCACUUCUAGUUCAGAGGCUACUCCAGAGAAACUUGUAACUGUUGAUGGUUUUCCUCUGACCGGUGGUGCAUACGAUUUCUCACAAGCAACAAUUUCACUAACUAACGAGCCAAUCUCUUCAUCGAAGACGGUAAUUCUUAUAAGGCAUGGUCUUAGCACUUGGAAUGCAGAAAGCAGGAUUCAGGGAAGCUCAGACUUAUCGGUACUAACAGAAACUGGUGAGAAGCAAGCAGAGAGGUGCAAGAAAGCCUUGGAAAAUAUAUAUUUUGAUCAGUGCUUCUCAAGCCCAAUAUCUCGUGCCAAGCAAACUGCUGAGAUCAUGUGGGAAGGGAGGGAGAAGCCACUUGUUUACCUUGAUUCACUCAAGGAGUUGUGUCUAUAUCAUCUAGAAGGCGUGACAAAUGCGGAUGCUAAGAAAAUAUAUCCAGAAGAGUAUACAACCUGGAGAGAAGAUCCAGCAAAUUUUUUCAUAAAUGGUACAUAUCCUCUAAGAGAUCUCUGGAUAUCUGCAAGAAAUGCUUGGAAGGAAAUCUUAUUGACGCCUGGAGAAAGCUUUCUUGUUGUGACUCACAAAUCUAUAUUGAGAGCAUUGACUUGCACUGCCUUAGGUCUGGGCACGGAGAGGUUUCGUCAACUUGAUAUCAACAAUGGCGGGAUAUGCAAGCUCAGCUUCAAUGUCAGAGGUGAAGCCAUGCUUCAGGCUUUGAACAUGACGGCUCACAUGUACAGUGAUCAUGUCUAUCCUUCUAACUGAAGCUUCUUAAAGUGAACUCAACGGUGAUGACACGUACAAGAUGUGACACAGCUAUAUAUCACAUACUCAAAAUGUUCACGUUUUAACGAUGCCACAUCCAAGGGAGGUAAAUCCAGCCAUUAAAAGAGGUAAGUCGAUUCUUUCUGCAGUGAGAGACUGAUUAGAGCAACCAAAAAUACGUGGGAGCCAUUUCUACCCAUUUGACAGUUGACACAGACCCAGUGGAAUUGAAGUACAAUUUGUGCACUUGUUAAUGUAAAUUCCUUUGCUGGCUGUUGAGUCAUGAGUGUAUUGAAUUUGUUCCAUGACUUCUUUCUUUUGCAAGACAUGAUAAAAAUUUUUAUUGCUGCAGUAGCUGGCUGUGUUAGAAUGGGACCAAAGUUCAUAAUGGGUGCGGGGCAGAAUUCUGUCACUUGCGAACGUCAGUGAACUCAA